Pseudovirgaria hyperparasitica is the source of this 1720-nucleotide messenger RNA. RefSeq lists its product as uncharacterized. The transcript has 7 exons. The record is from RefSeq and is a predicted model, not a curated record. Bases 27 to 1469 code for a protein of 480 amino acids. Lineage: Eukaryota; Fungi; Ascomycota; Dothideomycetes; Acrospermales; Acrospermaceae.
CAACAACAAAGACGACCAGGGUGAAUAUGAAAGCGACCCAAUCACCUAUAAGGAGCCUUUCAUGGUUGCUGGCCAUCAUUGUUCCUUGUUCUGCGCUGACUUUCACCGUCCCCUCUUCACCGCCAUCGAAUGCAAGCCAGCAACUUGAUCCCGCACCGAUUGGCGUUUCACUUGAGUUUUUCGCAUUUCCAGCAUACUUUACUGACGUCGCAUCGACCUCGCCAUGUCUUCAAAAUUUGAGAAGUCUGACAGGGACUUGGCCACCACUCAGGAUAGGGGGAACGACACAGGAUCGCGCGACGUAUAGUGCAAGUCAGACCACGGCUGUGAGCUACACUGUCGCGGCACCUGGUGAUGCUCCGUCGACUUUGACUUUUGGUCCCUCUUUUAUGACUUUGGCGAAUACAUAUGGGGGACAGACAAUCAUAGGCUUCAAUCGGCGCUUGAACAAUCAGCCAAACACAAUCCAAGCUGCCCGCAAGGCAUUGGAUGAGAUGGACAAUCUCAACUCGAUCGAGCUUGGAAAUGAGCCAAACUUCUACACGAGCUCAGACCCCAUUGCUGGCGGAUCUUGGAGCGGGACCAAGGACUUUGCAAGCCAAGUAUCAUGGCAGACCGCGGUCGGCUCAAAUCUCUCUACCACAAACAUCUUCUCUGCUGGCGUCUACUUCGACACAAACACCUUCAGUAUUGCCGGACUAACCGCACAGGAAAGCAGCACUGCCGCACAGUAUGUAAGAGAAUACUGCUCUCACAAUUACCCGCAGUCUCAGUCCUCCGCGAAUCUGGCCUCUCUCAUGAGCCAUAGCGCCAUCAAAUCCCAGAUCGCGCCUUUCAAGAACGAAAUCACCGCGGCCAAGAACGCUGGAAAGUACCACAUCAUGGGCGAGACGAACUCUGCAACGCAAGGAGGCGGAGGCAUCAGUCCCACAUUCGGUGCCGGGCUAUGGCUCAUGGACUACUCCAUCCAAAUGCUCAUCCUCGGCACCAAAGCCCUAUACUUCCACCAAGGCACCGUCGGCAAUUGUCAAUACUGCUGGUGGGGCCGCUACAGCAUGGGCGCACCAUACUACGGCGCAUACUACGCAACCAUGGCCCUCGCCGGCGCAGACCAAAUCGCCCCUCUCGACAGCGGGACCACAAACUACGCCGCUUAUGCCAUCUACAAGGCCGGAAAGCCCGUCAGGCUGCUGCUGUACAACUCCGACUACUACGUCUCGGGCACACGGAGUGUGCAGACUUUCACGAUGUCCGGGCUCCCCGGCACGGCUGUGACGGCGAAACGCUUGACGGCGUCAAGUGCGACGGCGCGGCAGGAUCAGGGGGGGAAUCCGACGGUCGGGGGGCAGACUUUUGCGAAUGGGACGUGUGCGAUACAGGGCAGUGCGGUUUCGGAGAGUGCGGCGGUGGUGUCUGGAAGGGCGACUUUUACGGUUGCGGCGAGUGAGGCGUUGUUGGUGUAUUUGUGAUUUGCUGUGCUGGGUACGGUCGAACGUGUUUCUGUGCGACAGUGAAGGGCUAUAGUUUUGAAUCAUACAGUGCAUGUUGCUGCGAAGAAGAAAGGCUGAUAAGUCCUGUUGGGUACAGUAAGAUUCGCGUCUUCAGGAGCAAAACACUCAAACUUCUGAAGGCGCAUAGAAGAGACACAUCCCUAGGAUGUAGAAUCCAUGGUAUGCUCUAUUAGUAGCGAAAUAUGCUGCUGUUCAGCAGUGAAAUACUC